AUCUUCGACAUCCUCAGUCAAACUCGAGCUAUUCACCGCUGCCCUGGUACCUACCUUACUCAACCAGGACCAUCGUGUGGCUGGUAUAUGCGACUACACCGGUUGGUUGGCUCAAAUGGUCAUUGGGAGGAAGGCGUUCAACCAACAAUACGGCGACACCCCCUCCCAAACCCAUCAAACCGCCAACACCAGCACAACCAAAACCGUACCAGACUGUCUGGGCAAACAGACCCAGGGUGGAAUGCCAGCAGUAAGCAGUCGGCUUUGGCAACACAACAGCAGCCGAGUUUGGCAAGGCAGCGAAGCGAGGAAACCGAACGCAGCGGUCGCAGCAAGAGAACAUCUCGAUAACGGGACUUUUCAGGGCCAACUCGCAAAGGCGAGGCGCGCAGACAAGUUCAAAGGCUUCAACAACGAGGAGGGUCACGAAGUUAGAGACAUCUGGGGAUUCAACGAGGGCAUUGAAUUCUGGGAUGCCAUGGAUUUCAAAAUACGCACAAUUCGUGGCCCUGAGAUACAUUGCGACGAUGGAGUGACAAUGGAGCAAAUCCCACCAGAGACACAGAUCAGACCUGAGUGGUGAACAGGACGGCAACACAGGCGGACAUACAGUUGUAACCUUUGCGUUCUAUGCAAUGUCUUGGGCUCGCCUCGCCCUUGAGUCUGACCUUACCUUGCCGCUCUUGGGGGUCCCAAGGUUCAUGGCCAAAGAGCGUGCCAAGGACGACUAGG
Molecule: messenger RNA, 732 nt
Organism: Canariomyces notabilis
Lineage: Eukaryota; Fungi; Ascomycota; Sordariomycetes; Sordariales; Chaetomiaceae
Exons: 2
Coding region: 116-583 (155 amino acids)
Source: RefSeq, a predicted model, not a curated record